AGACCAAGGUGCAAGGGUUACCUCUGCUCGCAGAGCUUUCAACAAAAGGCUGUCUCAGGUGUUUUUCAGGUUAUCUGUUGCCACAGAACCCUGGGGCUUGUACUGAGCAUAAAGGACCUCCAACUGACAGAUUUUCCAUGGGUCAUCCUUUACAUUGAAGGAGAAAAUUCAAAGUGCUGCCGGCUGCAGACUGGAAUGACCAUGUCUGACUCAGUAAUUCUUCGUAGUGUGAAGAAAUUUGGGGAGGAGAAUCAUGCUUUUGAGCCAGAUGGAUCAUCUAAUAAUGAUAAGAAAUCAAGGUCAAAAGAUAAGAAGAAAAAUGAUGGCAUUCGAGUUGGCUUCUUUCAGUUGUUCCGGUUUUCUUCAUGGAGUGACAUUUGGCUGAUGUGUGUGGGAAGCAUAUGCGCGUGCAUCCACGGGAUAGCCCAGCCCGGCGUGCUACUCAUUUUUGGCACAAUGACAGAUGUUUUCAUCGACUAUGACACUGAAUUACAAGAACUCCAAAUUCCAGGAAAAGCCUGUGUGAAUAACACUAUAGUAUGGGUCAACAGCUCCCUGAACCAGAAUGUGACAAAUGGAACACGUUGUGGGUUUCUGGACAUUGAAAGUGAAAUGAUCAGGUUUGCCAGUUACUACGCUGGGAUUGGUCUCGCAGUAUUUAUCACGGGAUAUAUUCAAAUAUGCUUUUGGGUACUUGCUGCAGCUCAUCAGAUACAAAAAAUGAGAAAAAUUUACUUUAGGAAGAUAAUGAGAAUGGAAAUAGGAUGGUUUGACUGCAAUUCAGUGGGAGAAUUGAAUACAAGAUUCUCUGAUGAUAUCAAUAAAAUCAAUGACGCCAUCGCUGACCAACUGGCUGUCUUCAUCCAACGCAUGACCUCAGCGGUCUUCGGCUUCCUGUUGGGAUUUUACAGAGGUUGGAAACUGACCUUGGUUAUUAUCUCUAUCAGUCCUCUUAUUGGAUUUGGAGCAGCUAUCAUAGGUUUGAGUGUGUCCAAAUUUACAGACUUUGAGCUGAAGGCCUAUGCCAAGGCAGGGUCUGUGGCUGAUGAGGUCAUUUCAUCUAUGCGGACAGUGGCUGCUUUUGGUGGUGAGAAAAAAGAAGUUGAAAGGUAUGAGAAAAAUCUUAUAUUUGCACAACGAUGGGGGAUUAGGAAAGGCAUAGUGAUGGGCUUCUUUACUGGAUACAUGUGGUGUCUCAUCUUCCUCUGUUAUGCACUGGCUUUCUGGUACGGCUCAAAGCUCGUCCUGGAUGAAGGAGAAUAUUCACCUGGAGCCCUUGUCCAGAUUUUCCUCAGUGUCAUAGUUGGAGCUUUAAAUCUUGGCAAUGCCUCUCCGUGUUUGGAAGCCUUUGCCGCCGGGCGUGCAGCAGCCUCCAGUAUUUUUGAGACCAUAGACAGGAAACCCAUCAUUGAUUGCAUGUCAGAAGAUGGUUACAAACUAGACAGAAUCAAGGGUGAAAUUGAAUUCCAUAACGUGACCUUCCACUAUCCUUCUAGACCAGAAGUGAAGAUUUUAAAGAACCUCAGCAUGGUGAUUAAGCCAGGGGAGAUGACAGCUGUGGUAGGGCCCAGUGGCUCUGGGAAGAGCACAGCACUGCAGCUCAUUCAGCGGUUCUACGACCCUUCAGAAGGCAUGGUAACUUUGGAUGGCCAUGAUAUUCGCUCUCUCAACAUUCAGUGGCUUAGAGAUCAGAUUGGGAUAGUGGAGCAAGAGCCAGUUCUGUUCUCCACUACCAUAGCAGAAAAUAUUCGUUACGGCAGAGAAGGGGCUACAAUGGAAGACAUAAUUAAAGCUGCCAAGGAGGCCAAUGCCUACAACUUCAUCAUGGAACUGCCACAGCAAUUUGACACACUUGUUGGUGAAGGAGGAGGCCAGAUGAGUGGUGGUCAGAAACAAAGAGUAGCCAUCGCUCGAGCCCUCGUCCGGAACCCCAAGAUCCUUCUUUUGGACAUGGCCACCUCUGCCCUGGACAAUGAAAGUGAAGCCAUGGUGCAAGAAGCACUGAGUAAGACUCAGCAAGGGCAUACAGUCAUUUCUGUUGCACACCGCCUAUCCACAAUCAGAACAGCAGAUGUCAUCAUUGGAUUUGAAUAUGGCACAGCAGUGGAAAGAGGCACGCACGAAGAGCUGCUGGAAAGGAAAGGUGUUUACUUCACCCUGGUGACUCUGCAAAGUCAAGGAACUCAAGGCAAUAAAGUCCUUAAUGAAGAGGAUGAGACGGAAAAAGAUGCAACUGAAGAUGAUGUGCCUGAGAAGACCUUCAGCAGAGAGAGUUAUCACGAUAGUUUAAGAGCAUCCCUCCGGCAGCGCUCCAAGUCUCAGCUUUCUUACCUGGCACAUGAGCCUCCAUUGGCUGUUGUAGAUCAUAAAUCUACUCAGGAAGAAGACAGACAGGACAAGGAACUGCCUGAGGCAGAAGUUGAACCUGCUCCAGUCAGAAGGAUUAUGAAACUCAAUGCUCCAGAAUGGCCCUACAUGCUGGUAGGGUCUAUCGGGGCUGCUGUGAACGGAGCGGUCACACCCCUCUAUGCCUUCUUGUUCAGCCAGAUUCUUGGGACAUUUUCACUACCUGAUAAAGAAGAACAGAGGUCACAGAUUAAUGGUGUGUGCCUGCUUUUUGUAGGAUUGGGCUGCAUAUCCCUUCUCACCCAAUUUCUGCAGGGUUACACUUUUGCCAAAUCUGGGGAGCUCCUCACAAAAAGACUACGCAAAUUUGGUUUCAGAGCAAUGUUAGGGCAAGAUAUUGGCUGGUUUGAUGACCUCAGAAAUAGUCCUGGAGCACUGACAACAAGACUUGCUACAGACGCUUCCCAAGUUCAAGGGGCUACCGGCUCUCAGAUCGGAAUGAUGGUCAAUUCCUUCACCAAUGUCGUGGUGGCCAUGAUCAUUGCCUUCUUGUUCAGCUGGAAACUCACCCUAGUCAUAGUGUGCUUCUUCCCGUUCUUGGCUUUAUCAGGAGCAAUUCAAACCAAAAUGUUGACAGGAUUUGCCUCCCGAGAUAAGCAGGCUCUGGAGAAGGCGGGACAGAUUACCAAUGAAGCCCUCAGUAAUAUCCGCACUGUUGCUGGAAUUGGGAAGGAAAGGCAGUUUGUUGAAGCCUUUGAGACUGAGCUGGAGAAGCCAUACAAGACGGCCAUCAAAAAAGCAAAUGUUUACGGGUUGUGCUUUGGCUUUUCCCAAUGCAUAACGUUCAUCGCAAAUUCUGCUUCCUACAGAUAUGGAGGUUACUUAAUCGCCUAUGAGGGGCUGCACUUCAGCUAUGUGUUCAGGGUCAUCUCUGCAGUUGUCCUGAGUGCAACAGCUCUUGGGAGAACCUCUUCCUAUACCCCAAGUUAUGCCAAAGCUAAAAUAUCAGCUGCACGCCUUUUUCAACUGCUGGACCGACAACCUCCAAUCAAUGUGUACAGUAGUGCAGGUGAAAAAUGGGACAACUUCGAGGGUAAGAUUGACUUUGUUGACUGCAAAUUCACAUAUCCUUCUCGACCUGAUGUACAAGUCCUCAGAGGCCUCUCGGUGUCCGUUAGUCCAGGGCAGACACUGGCAUUUGUUGGAAGCAGUGGAUGUGGCAAAAGCACCAGCAUUCAGCUAUUGGAACGUUUCUAUGACCCUGACCAAGGCAAAGUGAUGAUAGAUGGACAUGAUAGCAGAAAAGUCAACAUUCAGUUCCUCCGCUCGAAUAUCGGAAUAGUCUCCCAGGAGCCAGUGUUGUUUGCCUGUAGCAUAAAGGACAACAUCAAAUAUGGGGACAACACCCAAGACAUUCCCAUGGAAAGAAUCAUCACAGCGGCAAAGCAGGCUCAGCUGCAUGACUUUGUCAUGUCACUGCCAGAGAAAUAUGAGACUAACGUUGGGUCUCAAGGCUCUCAGCUCUCUCGAGGGGAGAAACAACGCAUUGCCAUUGCCCGGGCCAUCGUACGCGACCCUAAAAUUUUGCUUCUAGAUGAAGCCACUUCUGCCUUAGACACAGAAAGUGAAAAGACUGUGCAGGUUGCCCUGGACAAAGCUAGAGAGGGUCGGACUUGCAUUGUCAUUGCCCAUCGUUUGUCCACCAUCCAAAACUCAGACAUCAUUGCCGUCAUGUCACAAGGGGUUGUGAUUGAAAAGGGGACACAUGAAGAACUGAUGGCUCAGAAAGGAGCCUACUACAAGCUGGUGACAACAGGAGCCCCCAUCAGUUGACCUGACUCAAGAAUUUCCUGCAUAGAUGAUGCACCCAUUGCAGGAGUACUGUGGAGGUUUCUUCUUUAAAGAGCAAUGUCGAUGUUCCGGCUUUACAGACAUUGUUGUUCAUGGGAUCUAAGCUAAUUUCUAAUGACCUCCAACAGUAAUUCAGUUUUAGAUGCCCAUAUUGAAAAUGAAAGAAACUAGGGCCACAGUGAGUGAAAAUUGGAGGUCAAGCAGCUGUUCAGCCAUCAUCCAAGACUUCUCUAUGCGAACUGGGUACAAUCGCUGUGUGGGAAUUAAAGAAAAGCAAUUGGGACUUUUUCACUCUUCAAGGGUAUCUUUCACAAUCUGCAACAUUCAAUGUGUACAGAGCCCCAUGUAUAAUAAGCAAGGCCAAAUUUGAAAAGAACUAAGAAAUAAAGAUAAGCCAUGUUUCUUAA
Molecule: messenger RNA, 4604 nt
Organism: Ochotona curzoniae (black-lipped pika)
Lineage: Eukaryota; Metazoa; Chordata; Mammalia; Lagomorpha; Ochotonidae
Gene: ABCB11
Product: ATP binding cassette subfamily B member 11
Exons: 28
Coding region: 196-4179 (1327 amino acids)
Biological process (GO): transmembrane transport
Cellular component (GO): membrane
Molecular function (GO): ABC-type transporter activity; ATP binding; ATP hydrolysis activity
Source: RefSeq, a predicted model, not a curated record